AUGGAUUUUCUUGAUGAAUCCUUUAUACAUAAGGUUGGUACUUGUAACAUUGGUGCUUCAAAAGCUUAUAACUUGGUGAGUAGUAUGAAGGGUGGCUUUGAUUAUAGGGGAGGGACUGUAGUUGACUUUAAAAAAUUUCAUAGAGAUUUGAAUUGUAAAAUUGGUGUCAAAGAUUCCCAAAUGGUUGUGGAUAUAUUGACAAACAGAAAAUUGUGUUUCUCUAAUUUUUCAUCUGAGGUUCAAAAAGAUGUUGAUGAUCAUCUUACUAGACUUUUUUGGGCUGAUGAUACUUCGAAAGCCAACUAUAAGGAAUUUGGAGAUGUACUAUCUUUUGAUGCUACUUAUCAAACAAACAAGUAUUCUAUGGUAUUUGUUCUUUUUACUGGAGUUGACUACCACAAGCAUUGUGUUACUUUUACUGCUGGUUUACUAGCUCGUGAGAUAGCAGAUGCAUAUGUGUGGUUGCUUGAAGUGUUUCGUAAAGCAUUUGUCAAGCCUCCCAUGAUGAUUGUAAUAGAUCGGGAUUCAUCAAUGAAGAAAGCUGUUAAUUUUAUUCCUAUCGAUGUUUAUAACCAUUCGGACUUCCAGAAGACAUUUUUUGAUAUUAUAUGGAAUCUUCAAUGUUCUCCACAAGAUUUUGAUAGUUCAUGGUCAACAAUGUUAGAUAAGUUUCAUCAAAAAGAAAAUGACUGGUUAAGGUCUAUUUUUAAAAUAAGGGAUGUAUGGAUUCCAGCUUUUAUGAGAGAUCUUGAACUUUCUGGUUUGAUGCGAACUACUUCAAUAUUAGAGAGUCUGAAUAAUGCUUUCUCACAUUUUUUGCAUCAUAAAUCAAAUUUGGUGAAGUUCAUGAUGUCGUUUGAUAGUGCAAUGGAGAAGCAAAGGCAUCAUCAAUCUUUAUUAGAUUAUCAGUCCACAACUACUACCCCCAAGCUAAGGACUCCUUUGGCUAUUGAAAAGCAUGCAUCGGAAAUUUAUACACAUAAUAUUUUCUUGGACAUUCAGAAAGAGUUAUAUAAAUAUAUGUUUUACUGUGUUCAAGAAUCUGUAGUUAUUGAAGAUGAAAGUGAAGAUGAAGAAUCUGAUGACUUUUAUCGAAAUAGUCUUACUUCUCAUUGUCCUAAUACUCGUUACAAGGUUGUAUUUAGUAGAAGGGGUGAUAGCAUUAACAUCAGUUGUAGCUGCAUGCUUUUUGUCCAGGAUAGAUUGUUAUGUCGUCAUAUGUUUUUCAUAUUAAAUAUGAAAGAUAAAAAUGAAUGUUUGAUUCAAUAUGCAUAUGCUAUUCUUCGUUUGUCUAUUAACAAGAUAGCAAAUAAUGAGGAUGAGUUGGCUAAAUAUAUAAAGCAACUUCAGGAAGUUGAUAGUGGUAUUCCUUUAUGUACCUCAUCAAGGGCAUCUUCGAGUAGAUCAGUUCACAUUGAAAAACUUAUUGGAGCUGCAAUACCUGAUGUUAUCAACAUUCGUAAUCCAGAGCGGAUCAGAAACAAGGGAUGUGCUAGUGGUAAAAGAAUCAAGAGCACUAGAGAGAAAGUGAUUGAGAAAUCUAAAAAGGGUACUAGGUUGUCUAGUUUAUGUCAUAAACAAAAUAACAAUGCUAGGAGAUGCAUUUUAAGGUUUAAGAAGUCUGAUUUAGAAUCUGAGGUUACAGAAGGCUAA
Lactuca sativa (garden lettuce) is the source of this 1653-nucleotide messenger RNA. RefSeq names its product protein FAR1-RELATED SEQUENCE 5. NCBI's taxonomy places the organism in Eukaryota, Viridiplantae, Streptophyta, Magnoliopsida, Asterales, Asteraceae. The record is from RefSeq and is a predicted model, not a curated record. Gene Ontology annotation, molecular function: zinc ion binding.